UCUUCUGCUGUUCUCCUCUUCUUCAUCGCGCAAAAAAAGUAGAGGGUUAAACGGGGUAGAAACCGGAAGAGCUCAAAUUUUGAAGUUAAAGGGUUUCGAGGAUAAGGGAUUUCUGAGAAGAUGGUUGGAUUUAGCGGCGAUGAAACUGCUCCUUUCUUCGGGUUCCUCGGUGCCGCAGCAGCGCUUGUGUUCUCCUGUAUGGGGGCGGCCUACGGGACGGCGAAGAGCGGCGUAGGCGUGGCCUCGAUGGGGGUCAUGCGGCCGGAGCUUGUUAUGAAGUCAAUUGUGCCCGUGGUCAUGGCUGGUGUUCUCGGUAUUUACGGAUUGAUUAUUGCGGUGAUUAUUAGCACGGGAAUUAAUCCCAAGGCCAAGUCUUAUUACCUUUUUGACGGAUACGCUCACCUAUCUUCCGGCCUUGCAUGUGGCCUUGCUGGUCUAUCAGCUGGCAUGGCUAUUGGGAUCGUCGGUGAUGCUGGUGUGAGGUAAAUUUCCACCUACUGCAGGAGUUUUU
Messenger RNA from Dendrobium catenatum, 511 nucleotides. RefSeq names its product V-type proton ATPase subunit c4. Bases 121 to 486 code for a protein of 121 amino acids. Gene Ontology annotation, biological process: proton transmembrane transport. The transcript has 2 exons. Lineage: Eukaryota; Viridiplantae; Streptophyta; Magnoliopsida; Asparagales; Orchidaceae. Gene Ontology annotation, cellular component: proton-transporting V-type ATPase, V0 domain. Gene Ontology annotation, molecular function: proton-transporting ATPase activity, rotational mechanism. The record is from RefSeq and is a predicted model, not a curated record.